Striga hermonthica is the source of this 2007-nucleotide messenger RNA. The record is from the annotation of a GenBank genome assembly. Lineage: Eukaryota; Viridiplantae; Streptophyta; Magnoliopsida; Lamiales; Orobanchaceae.
AUGGAUGCUCCUGCUUUGGAGGCAAUAUUUGAUCCGUCAACAUUCAGCAAAUUGAAUAUGGACCAAAAGAGGCAACUCAUCCAUGAGAUGUCCAAAUGGCCGAAUGGCGUCAUCGAUAUUCUACACUCUUGGACCCGUCUUGAGUUGCUUCAGAUCCUUUGCACUGAGAUAGGUAAGGAAAGGAAAUACAGUGGGUUAUCAAAGUCCAAAAUCAUUGAGCAACUCCUGAGAACUAUACACGAGAAGGAAUCCAAGGAACUUGGCCCAACAAAAUAUCCCGAAACUCAGCAGGCCUCGCUAGAAUACUGUGAAAGAACUCUCAAGAGGCAGAAGAAGUCCGACCAUCUAAAUCGAGUGCCUGCAGUCACGAGUGGGACCAUGGCAGUUGAUCUUGAAGUUGAGUCCAGCAGUACUGUGUACUGCAAGAACUCGGCUUGUAAGGCUCAAUUGAGCAGUGCGGACGAGCUUUGCAAAAGGUGCUCGUGCUGUAUUUGCCGCCAGUAUGAUGACAACAAGGACCCGAGCCUUUGGCUGAUUUGCAACACGGACCCGCCAUUUCAUGGGAUGUCGUGUGGCAUGUCGUGCCACCUGGAAUGCGCAUUGAGGCAUGAGAAUUCAGGUAUUUCUCAGGAUAAGGGACUUGACGGAAGCUUCUGUUGUGUGUCUUGUGGGAAGAUUAAUGAUUUACUAAGGGACACCAGACGGGUUGACAUACUGGGCUAUAGGCUCUCAUUGGGCCAAAAGAUUCUUGCGGGCACUAAACAUUACCAGAAUCUGUAUGAAAUCAUUGACGAAUCAGUGAAAAUGCUAGAGGAUGAAGUGGGUCCCUUAACCGGUUUACCCGUGAAAAAGGCGAGAGGGAUUGUGAACAGGCUCUCGUUAGGGCCCGAAAUUCAGAGGCUUUGUGCUUCUGCGGUGGAGUCCUUUGAUCUGUUGCUCUCUAACCGAGUAUCUGAUAUGCCCUCUGGUCACAACACGCUUGCCUCGAAACUCGUCCAGUUCGAAGACAUUCGCGCCACGUCACUUACAGUGAACCUCCACUCGUACGACUCACACACCGAGAAUCUCAUGGGCUAUUCCCUGUGGCACCGUAAAGCCGACGAAGCAGACUAUCUUGCAGACCCCACUUGCCGGUUAUUUGAACCGAACACAAAGUUUCUGCUGUCUGGUCUUAUUCCCGCCACACAGUAUUUCCUAAAGGUUGCUAUCCUCAACACCGAUCGGGAGAUGGGCCUCUAUGAAUUUCAGUUCCAGACAUCUUGUUCUCAGGAUGAGGCCCCAAAUACAAACUCGGAACCUGAACAAAGUCAAAGUCCGGCUACUAACUGUAGCACGCUCUCGAACCCUUCUUCAGUCGAGGACGAGACAAAUAAUAUUAUUAUUGUCAAUCGUGCCUGUACUUUUACUGACAGUAAAAUUACAACUCACCCAAAUUUACCUAGUGAAAUUCUGAAAUCUUCUUUGCCGAUCAAUAGUAACAAGGAAUCAUCAUCGGGAGAUUGUACAGCCCAGAAAACGACGAGCACCGACAAUAUCCCAGUCUCCACUGGCUUGGAAUGCGUGCUUUAUGUUGCUAGCUCCGAGGCUAACUUGCCUAAAACUCCUUGCAAGUUUGAGAAAUCAAAAGACGAAAAUAGGCCCAAGUGCAACGGCAAGGAUGUGGGAUCUGAGCCUCAGGCUGGAAGCUCGUCAAAAAAGAGAGACAGGAAAAAUCGAGAGGGGUGUAAUAGCGGCAUUGGGGACAAGGAGUUCGAGUAUUACGUGAAAGCUGUUAGGUGGCUGGAGUGUGAAGGUUAUAUUGAGACGGGUUUUAGGAAGAAGUUCUUGACUUGGUAUAGCUUGAGGGCUAACCCUCAGGAGGUACGUGUCGUGAAGGUUUUCAUUGACACGUUUAUUGAGGACCCCGAGUCGCUUUCCGGGCAAUUAAUCGAUACUUUUGCGGAUGUUAUUUCACACAAGGGGUGCUCGAGGGUGCCAGCCGGGUUUUGCGUCAAGCUUUGGCACUGA